Lagopus leucura (white-tailed ptarmigan) is the source of this 2267-nucleotide messenger RNA. RefSeq names its product interleukin-31 receptor subunit alpha-like. The coding region runs from base 1 to 2166 and encodes 721 amino acids. Gene Ontology annotation, cellular component: membrane; external side of plasma membrane; signaling receptor complex. Gene Ontology annotation, molecular function: cytokine receptor activity; cytokine binding. The record is from RefSeq and is a predicted model, not a curated record. The transcript is spliced from 15 exons. Gene Ontology annotation, biological process: cytokine-mediated signaling pathway. NCBI's taxonomy places the organism in Eukaryota, Metazoa, Chordata, Aves, Galliformes, Phasianidae.
AUGAAGAACUCUCUGCUUGCAGCUAUCAUUUUAUUUGUAGCAGAUUCCUGUAACUAUUUAAGCUGGGAUUUUCCAUUUUGCAAGCAGCUUUCAGAUUGGGACAAUGAAUUGGCCUGUUACAAAGAACUAAGUGAGGAUCUAACCUGUACCUGGCUGCCGGCACCCAGUGCUCCAAAUAGUAUUAAUUACACCUUAUUUUUAAAAUGGGAGAGAAUCACAAAGCUUUUUAGAAGAAACACUUCAUCACCUUCCAUCACAAUAGAACGAAAAAAUCUCUUCAUGAACCGUUCUGCAUCUAUCUGGAUAGCAGUGAACUAUGCUCAUGCCAGCUGUGUGAAAGGAAAGAACAUUUCAGUUACACCAAGAAAAGCAGGGAAGUGUUUGACACCAUCUAACAUAAAAGCUCAUCAGAUCACAAAGCAAUUGGUCAUAAAAUGGAACUUACCUACAACUCCUACAGAAUACGAGUUGAGAUACAGAGAGGCACUGACAAAAGCCACUCAGUGGACAACGGUGCCCAUAGAAACCAAUGCUGUUAACAUCACUGUUUCAAAUGCUGCAUCUUCAUAUAUCAUUCAGCUCAGAUGUAUAACCAAGGAUGGUCUUCAUUGUGUUUGCAUUUGGAGUAAAGAGAUUUUGGUCCCUCACAAGCUCAUGAACAAGCCAAGAAUAUCAUAUAAUGCAACUACAGAAAUAUCAUCAGGCAGAAGAAGUGUUCUUCUUAAGUGGGAGGUAAUGCAAAGUGAGAACGCCAUUGGAUACUACAUUGAUGUUGAAAGAAUACCCAACAGUUGCUGGGAUUCACCAAAUCGCAUCAUUCUAAAGGACAGAAAGGUUCUUCUAAAUAUCUCUAUGGCUUACUAUAGGAUUCAUAUUUCUGCCUAUAACAAAGCUGGACAAUCUCCACAAACCAUCUACACUGUCCCAGAUUUCUCUGCAACAGAUUUGCCUGGCCAAAUUAAUGUUAAGCCUCACGGAACUAAUGUGGUUGUCACCUGGAAUCCAGAAUACAGUCCAAAAUGUUUUGUGGUUGACUGGGGCACUCGUAAAGAGGAUAUGCGCAUGAAAAUAGUAGCUACAGCUGCUGGAAAUUUCACGUUAGACAAUAUUAAUCCAUAUAAGUUGUACAAAAUCAUGGUGCAUGCAUCUGAUGUGUGUCAGUGUGAAAGUUUCAGAGGACAUGAAAAGACUUUCGGAGUAACCCACUUUUACUCAGUUGAAGGAGUUCCUAGGAUAGGACCCACUAAUAUAACAAUUCUAAAUAUCACAAAGCAUUCUGCAUUUGUGAAGUGGUCUCAAAUAUCUGCUGAAGACUGUAUGGGCUUUCUCCAGGGAUACAAAAUCAAAUACACAGAUUCAUCAAUGAAAAAGUUUCUGGCUGCUAGCAUCAACUCUUCUACUACAAGUUACCAUCUUACUGGACUUAAGGAAAAGACCAUCUACCGUGUAGAGAUUUCAGGAUUCACUAAAGCUGGAGAAGGAUCACCAUCUUUUUCACCACAAUUCAGUACUCUAAAAUAUGAAAAAGGAGAAUUUGAAGGUUUAAUGACUGGCCUUUGUUUCAGCAUGUUUGCUCUGGUUUUUGCACCUAUGACAUGUAUUCUGAUGCUUAAGAGGUUGAAAAUAUCAUGCUGGUCCAGUGUACCAAAUCCAAGAAAGAGCAGUGCAAUCCAAGAUAUGAGCAACUGGAAACCCAUUUCAAAAUCACUGCUUCAAACCCUGCCAGACAAUGAUACCACCAGCCUUUAUGUCAUAGAGCACGAGGAAAAGGCAUCUUUGAAGUUAGAGCACUUUACAGAUGGCAGAGAAGACAGCAAGCAUGACAUCAGAGAGUCAGAAGAACCUAGCAAUAAUAUAGGCAUAAAUAUAAUACAUAAAGAAAUCCCUGAAAAAACAGUUACAAAUGAAAAAGAUGGAAUAAUUUCCUUUACGGUACCCCUCUUGAGUGACUAUACCAGCAUGGAGUGCAGCCAGAAAGCUCUGAUGAGUCUGACAGUGAAGCUGCCUGCAAGACCUGCUCACCGUCACCUGGAAAUGGAACUAAGUAGUAAGCCAACACAAACUGAACAUCAAGUUUUGUUUGCUCCCCAGGACUACCUCAAACAAAGCCAGGUAGUAUUUUUGCCACCUAGACCAACUUCGGUGGGAAAAGUCGAUUUGAACUGAGGAAUCUUGAAAAAUUCAACUUUCAAAACCUCAGGUACAUGAAUGCAGGGCAUUAAGAGCAUAUAAGACAGUGACUUUGUGAUGAGAACUGUGCUCUAGUU